Molecule: messenger RNA, 345 nt
Organism: Dioscorea cayenensis subsp. rotundata (Guinea yam)
Lineage: Eukaryota; Viridiplantae; Streptophyta; Magnoliopsida; Dioscoreales; Dioscoreaceae
Product: probable leucine-rich repeat receptor-like protein kinase At1g68400
Exons: 2
Coding region: 1-345 (114 amino acids)
Molecular function (GO): protein binding
Source: RefSeq, a predicted model, not a curated record
AUGGAAAGGAAAACAACCUUUUGUUGGAAGAAUAGUUCAUUGGGAAUUGGAAAAAAUUGGCAUCUCUCCUCCCUCUCCCGCCUCUACCGCCUCGAUCUCUCCUUCAACCUCCUCUCCGGCCAGAUCCUUCUCUCCUUGAACCACUUACCCCAUCUCCUCACCCUCUGUCUCAACUCCAACAACCUCUCUGGCCCAAUCCCCGUCCUCCCCCUCCCCAAUCUACAAGACCUAAACCUCUCCUCAAAUUCCCUUACUGGUCCCAUCCCACCCUCAUUCUCCUCCUUCCCACCGGCAUCAUUAUCCACAAAUCCCACCCUCCCCACCGGAUCCCCACCACCACAUUGA